Molecule: messenger RNA, 2817 nt
Organism: Nomia melanderi (Alkali bee)
Lineage: Eukaryota; Metazoa; Arthropoda; Insecta; Hymenoptera; Halictidae
Gene: SdhA
Product: succinate dehydrogenase, subunit A (flavoprotein)
Biological process (GO): mitochondrial electron transport, succinate to ubiquinone; tricarboxylic acid cycle
Cellular component (GO): respiratory chain complex II (succinate dehydrogenase)
Molecular function (GO): flavin adenine dinucleotide binding; electron transfer activity; succinate dehydrogenase (quinone) activity
Source: RefSeq, a predicted model, not a curated record
CUGGAACGAUGUAAUCUAUACGCUCGAGAAACUACUCGAGCAGAACUAUUGCUUUAUCAAAUAAUCGACGACAAAAUUUCUACUCAAAGAAGAUUUUCAAACCUGUGGAAUUAGAAUUAGAGCUACGUUUUUCAUGUACACGAAAAUUCGACCGGAACGCAUAAAUGUGCAGACAAUUACAAGUUCGUCCAGGCUUCAAACAUUUACAUUUUUCACUCCGAUUCGUCGAUUAAAAUUUAGGUAAACGUAUACAAUAUAUUACACGACCCGUGGAAGGUACCUUUCCUUUUAUAAGUCACGCAAUAAAACCACCACGAAAUUCACAAUACCGUUAGCACCCCAUCUAUGACUGAAGAGAAAUGAGAACCCCUUGAAGAUUUAUUUCUUUCGCGGUAUCGUUCAAUUUUCCCGCCCGUGAUUAUCCAUUAUGCGACACGUGAACUCCGAUGUUCCGAAAGUUAAAAAGACUGUGUUUUACCAUCAAUUACCGGCAUGAUUACCGUUUCUAUUCGUGUGAAACGAACGGUAUGGAUAACUACGAAUAAAAAUGAAACGAAAAACCAACGGGCACCUCAUAGGUGAGGUUAUCUAGCAACGAUACGAUUGGCAACACUGGUAUUCGUCUGAAAGCUUCCGCCAGUAGUCGGUACUCAACCGACUUGAACGCUUCACGUCGCCGUGCAAGAAGUGCGGGAGUGAAGUUGCGAAAAAUUGGGGUUAGUCGUACGGUGCAGCAGAAUCGCGCAUUCGGCAAAGUGGUGCGCGAAUCACCAUAAAAAAACGAAAAGUCCCCAUCAGAGACGUGACGCCGUGCGAAGAUGAGCUGUUUAUUGAAGCUGUCGCCUUUACUCGCGAGAAAUACUCGUGUGACAUCGUUGAAUAAUGUGGGGCUACCAGUUAUUACAAGCCAUAAAUUCCAUUCUUCACGUAAUAACAAAGCUGUGAAAGUAUCCGAUGCUAUUUCUAAGCAAUAUCCCUUGGUAGACCAUACUUACGAUGCUGUUGUUGUGGGUGCUGGUGGAGCAGGAUUGCGUGCUGCCUAUGGUUUGGUUGCAGAAGGUUUCAAAACAGCUGUUGUUACCAAAUUAUUUCCGACAAGGUCGCAUACAGUUGCCGCUCAAGGUGGAAUCAAUGCCGCUUUGGGUAAUAUGGAAGAAGAUAACUGGCAGUGGCACAUGUAUGAUACUGUUAAGGGAUCUGACUGGUUAGGUGAUCAGGAUGCUAUUCAUUACAUGACCCGUGAAGCCCCAAAGGCAGUUAUUGAAUUGGAGAACUGUGGCAUGCCUUUCAGUCGAACUAGUGAUGGUAAAAUUUACCAACGUGCAUUUGGUGGACAAUCCCUAAAAUUUGGAAAAGGUGGUCAAGCUCACAGAUGUUGCUGCGUAGCAGAUAGGACAGGACAUUCUUUGCUUCAUACCCUCUAUGGUCAGUCGUUGAGUUAUGACUGCAAUUAUUUUGUUGAAUAUUUUGCACUGGAUUUGCUAAUGGAAGAUGGAGAAUGCAGAGGAGUGCUUGCUCUUUGCUUGGAAGAUGGUACUUUACACCGUUUCCAUGCUAAAAACACAGUAUUAGCCACAGGAGGCUAUGGACGUGCAUAUUUCUCUUGUACGUCUGCUCACACGUGUACUGGAGAUGGUACUGCAAUGGUAUCCAGAGCAAAUUUACCAAAUCAGGAUCUGGAGUUUGUACAGUUUCACCCAACUGGAAUAUAUGGGGCUGGUUGUCUUAUCACGGAAGGUAGCCGUGGUGAAGGAGGAUACCUCGUAAAUAGCGAAGGUGAAAGAUUUAUGGAACGUUAUGCGCCAGUUGCAAAAGAUUUAGCCUCUAGAGAUGUUGUAUCUAGAUCGAUGACAAUUGAAAUCCGGGAAGGCAGAGGUGUUGGCCCUGAAAAAGAUCACAUCUACUUACAACUUCAUCAUUUGCCACCUGAACAGUUAGCAGCCAGAUUACCUGGUAUCUCAGAAACAGCAAUGAUAUUUGCAGGAGUCGAUGUAACAAGAGAACCUAUUCCCGUCAUUCCAACGGUACAUUACAAUAUGGGAGGAAUACCUACAAACUAUAAGGGACAAGUUCUGACAAGAAAGAAUAAUGAGGAUGCAGUUGUGCCUGGACUUUACGCUUGCGGAGAAUCCGCUUGUGCAUCCGUUCACGGUGCUAAUCGUCUUGGUGCUAAUUCCUUACUAGAUUUAGUUGUAUUUGGCCGUGCAUGUGCUAAGACAAUCGGAGCAGAGAAUAAGCCAGGUGAAGCUAUUGGACCACUUAGACCUAAUGCCGGAGAAGAGAGCGUGGCUAAUUUGGAUCAUAUCAGAAACGCAAACGGUAACAUUUCCACUGCAGACUUGAGAUUAAGCAUGCAGAAAACUAUGCAGACACAUGCUGCUGUAUUUAGGACAGCCGAAACUUUGCAAGAUGGAUGUCAAAAGAUGGCCGGACUUUACAAGAAAUUGGAUGACCUCAAAGUAUCUGACAAAUCUAUGAUAUGGAAUUCGGAUCUUGUGGAAACUCUUGAGUUGCAAAACUUAAUGAUAAACGCAAUGCAAACAAUUGUGGCCGCCGAGAACAGAAAAGAAAGUCGCGGUGCACAUGCGCGUGAAGAUUUCAAAAAUAGAAUCGACGAGUACGACUACAGUAAACCAAUAGAAAACCAACAACCUAAACCAUUAGACCAACAUUGGCGAAAACACACGCUUACGAAGAUUGAUCCGAGAACAGGCAAUGUAUCGAUUGAUUACAGGCCGGUGAUAGAUAAUACGCUAGAUAAAAAUGAAUGUGCGACGGUCCCACCCGCAAUUCGUUCCUACUAGAUCCCUUUUCAAA